Dermacentor silvarum is the source of this 602-nucleotide messenger RNA. RefSeq names its product cuticle protein 63-like. The coding region runs from base 72 to 464 and encodes 130 amino acids. NCBI's taxonomy places the organism in Eukaryota, Metazoa, Arthropoda, Arachnida, Ixodida, Ixodidae. The transcript has 4 exons. The record is from RefSeq and is a predicted model, not a curated record.
GCCGUGCGGCGCGCGUAUAAAAACCGGCACUCGGCCGCUGCCGGACUUGUCCGUAAACGCCAACAGCAGCCAUGAACACGCUUACACUCGUCGCCUUCCUCGGCCUCGUUGCCGUCGCCCUUGGUGGCUACGCCGCUGCACCUGUGGCUGUUGGCUACGGCCACGGUUAUGGCGGCUAUGGCCUUGGAUAUGGUCACGGCUACGGUCACGGCUACGGCGGCUACGGCGGCUACGGACAUGGACCCUUCGCCAUCACCACCGUCACCAAGACUGCUCACGUCGCUCCUGCCCGCGCUGUGGCUGUCGGCUACGGACACGGCUAUGGACACGGAUAUGGUCUCGGCUACGGACACGGCCUUGGCUAUGGCUAUGGCGGUCAUGGUUACGGCGGUGUUGUGAAGGCUGUCGGCCUCGGCUAUGGUCACGGAUUUGGCUAUGGUCAUGGCUACGGCUAUCAUGGCUGAAUUAGCAGUAAUUAAAAGGACAGAGCUUUACCACCGGAACGGGGCCGGCAAAAGUGCCAUGAAGUUCGAUGCGUAGGCCCUCAAAAUAAACAAUCUAUUUAUUUCCGAAGGGAAUCACGAUGAGUCUUUUUUUUCCUU